Messenger RNA from Triticum aestivum (bread wheat), 2006 nucleotides. RefSeq names its product plasma membrane ATPase-like. Lineage: Eukaryota; Viridiplantae; Streptophyta; Magnoliopsida; Poales; Poaceae. The transcript is spliced from 7 exons. Bases 628 to 1053 code for a protein of 141 amino acids. The record is from RefSeq and is a predicted model, not a curated record.
UCUUGAGAAUUGUAUCUGUGGCUACUGCUGUUUUGCCAGUCUGUCUGUCCCCAAUAAUGAACUGCGUGGUGGGCGAGGUGGGCUCCGGGUGAAGCGGCAGGGCGGCUGCCUCAUCGAUGGCAGCGCGAUGCCGCUCCCGCCAUCGGGCCCACGCUGCCGGACAUCGUCGUGAUCUUGGCUUGUUCGCUCAAUGUCGUUGGGUUCUCCUUGUCCGCUGAGUUUUGAUACACCGCUUCUGUUGAGCAAUCCUGGUGUGUUAAAAACAAUGUUUUAACUUUGUCUUUGAUGAUUUAUUACUAUGCUUUCCUUUGUCGCAGAAUUACCAUAAUCAGGAAAGGGAGGGAGCAAAGUUGUUGGCCGAUGAUGAUAUGAGAUUGACAACCUGUUUCCUGCAUCCUCUAGGAGUAGGAUUUUGAAAGCGUUUUGGGAAGUAGACUGGAGACCAAGACGAUGGUAAUUUUGGUGAUGUGAGACGGUGUGGUAGCCACCCAAUUAGUCGUAAUUCUGCGGCCGCAUGUUGUGACUCAACUUGAUAAUUAUGUGUUUCACCAAACAACAUCACAUAUUUUCAAGAGGAGUGGCCGAAGGAGAACUUUUCUAUGUUGUUAAUGUAUAGUGCUGGGAUUUAUGCUGAUUGCGCUGAUUUGGAAGUUCGAUUUCUCGCCGUUUAUGAUCCUGGUCAUUGCCAUUCUCAACGACGGCACAAUCAUGACCAUCUCCAAGGACAGAGUGAAGCCAUCCCCACAUCCAGAUAGCCGGAAGCUACUGGAGAUCUUCAUCACCGGCAUCGUCUAUGGUGCCUACCUUGCUGUGUUGACCGUGGUGUUCUUCUUCGCCAUGACUAGCAUCGACUUCUUCAGCGAGAAGUUCCACGUGCGUUCGCUAAGGAGCAACAAGGACGCGAUGAUGUCUGCCCUCUACCUUCAAGUGAGCAUCAUCAGCCAGGCCCUCAUCUUCGUCACCCGGUCGCGCCGCUGGUGCUUCCAGGAGCGCCCGGGGCUCUGGCUCUGCUUCGCCUUCGUCGUCGCGCAUAUCAGAACGGGUGUUCGGUGACUGAGAUAGCUUUAGUGAGUUGAUGGUUUGACUUGCUAGGUAUGCCUGCAAGGAGGACACUGUAAUUUGGUCCAACAAAGGUUCUCAUUCUGAAAGAAACUGCAACUAUGCAAGAGCUUAUUGACGGAGAUUAUGAAAUUUGCAGUUCAUGUUAUGGACAUCAGAUUGAUACUUUACCAAAGGUGCACCAAUCGGCCCUCCGUCUCCUAGGGUGAUGGUGUAAUGACAUCUAUAGCGGCAGCAAUUACGCACAGAUUGAUGCGUCAUGCUCGGGCAGUAAUAGUCUAAGCUUCAUCGUGUAACAAGCUCCACCUGCGUGCACAGGUAAGUGGUUCUGGUACUGCUGCUAUUUUUGUUUGUUAUAUUUGUUGCCAGUCUGAUUGCUACUAUCUACUGUACGUGCUUAUUGUUUGGCUUUGAAGAGAUAUUUGCUCGAGGUUAUGCCAAUUAAUUUGAAAGCAGAUGGUAAACUGUGAUUUGCUCCUCAAUUUGUACUGUAUCUGAGAUCUAAUGUGUGCCGGUGUGCAGCUAAUCACUAAAUAUUUCCAGUGUGCAGCUUGUGAAAUCUUUCAAAGCUAUAUUUCAAAGCAGAUGGUAAACUGUAAUUUCAAAGCAGAUGGCAAACUGUAAUUUCAAAGCUAUAUUUCCAGUGUGCAGCUUGUGACAUCUUUCUCCGUCUUUGACAUCUGAUUUGGUAAAUAUUUGUGGUGCUGAACCACACAUGGUUAUUGUACCUAAUAUCAUUCGUAUGUAUUGUAGCUAUUUUUGAUGCUUUGGAUGGUGAACAGAAAAUUAUGUGAAUGACAUUAACAACAAAUGGUCUAGCGAAUGAGGCCCUGAUUGGAUGGCACUGGCAAAUGGAUCAUCAAAGUAUAUGUUUUAAUUUUCCAUGGAGACAUCUUUUUAACUCUUCAUGCAUUAGGGUUCAAAAUUAUUGUACAUAUAUUACCUUC